GGGGCCGCGGCUGGAGCGAGCUCCAUUUGGCCGAGAGGGAGAAGGGGCCCAGUUCGGCGUCCAGCCCCUCGAGCCCAGGAUGGAUGUGCCGGCCCGGGUGUCCCGACGAGCGGCGGCGGCGGCGGCCACUAUGCUUCUGCGGACGGCCCGCGUCCCUCGAGAGUGCUGGUUCCUGCCGACCGCGCUGCUCUGCGCCUACGGCUUCUUCGCUAAUCUCCGGCCGUCCGAGCCCUUCCUCACGCCCUACCUGCUGGGGCAGGACAAGAACCUGACCCAGAGAGAGGUCUUCAAUGAAAUUUACCCAGUCUGGACAUACUCUUAUUUGGUGCUGCUGUUUCCUGUGUUCCUUGCCACAGACUACCUCCGUUACAAGCCUGUCAUUCUGCUUCAGGGACUCAGCCUUAUUGUUACAUGGUUCAUGCUGCUCUAUGCCCAAGGACUGCUGGCCAUUCAGUUCUUGGAAUUCUUCUAUGGCAUUGCCACAGCCACUGAAAUCGCCUAUUACUCCUAUAUCUAUAGUGUGGUCGACCUGGGCAUGUACCAGAAAGUGACAAGUUACUGUAGAAGUGCCACCUUGGUGGGCUUCACAGUGGGCUCUGUCUUAGGGCAAAUCCUUGUGUCAGUGGCAGGCUGGUCACUGUUCAACUUGAACGUCAUCUCCCUUACCUGCGUUUCUGUUGCUUUUGCUGUGGCCUGGUUUCUGCCCAUGCCACAGAAAAGCCUCUUCUUUCACCACAUUCCUGCCUCCUGUCACGGAGUGAAUGGCAUCAAGGUACAAAAUGGUGGAAUCGUUACUGAUACCCCAGCAUCUAACCACCUUCCUGGAUGGGAGGACAUUGAGUCAAAAAUUCCUCUAAAUUUAGAUGAACCUCCCGUGGAGGAGCCGGAGACCAAGCCAGACCGGCUGCGUGUGCUGAAGGUCCUGUGGAAUGACUUCUUGAUCUGUUACUCUUCUCGCCCUCUGCUCUGCUGGUCCGUGUGGUGGGCCCUCUCCACCUGCGGCUAUUUUCAAGUGGUGAACUAUGCCCAGGGAUUGUGGGAGAAGGUGAUGCCUUCUCAAAAUGCCAUUAUUUACAAUGGCGGUGUGGAAGCCGUGUCAACCUUGCUGGGUGCAAGUGCUGUAUUUGCAGUUGGUUAUAUAAAAAUAUCUUGGUCAACUUGGGGAGAAAUGACGUUAUUCCUGUGUUCUCUCCUGAUUGCUGCUGCAGUAUAUACCAUGGACACUGGGAAGGACAUUUGGGUGUGCUAUGCAUCCUAUGUUGUCUUCAGAAUCAUCUACAUGGUACUCAUCACCAUAGCAACUUUUCAGAUUGCUGCAAACCUCAGCAUGGAACGUUACGCCCUUGUGUUUGGUGUAAACACCUUCAUUGCCCUGGCGUUGCAGACCCUGCUCACUCUAAUUGUGGUAGAUGCUAAGGGCCUUGGCUUAGACAUUACCACACAGUUCCUGAUUUACGCCAGUUACUUUGCGGCCAUCUCUGUGGUUUUCCUGGCUAAUGGUGCAUUCAGUGCCGUAAAGAAAUGCAGAAAGCAGGAAGAUCCCAGCUCCAGCCCUCAAGCAUCUACUCCCUAACAUGCUGCUGAAGUGAUGCUGCUUCCAAGCAGGGACUCUGCACAGCAACUGCCUGGAUGUAUUUAAACUCUUUAUGGUUCAGAUAAAUAUUUAUGAAUGUGUAUUUCAUGGCUUCAAAACAGCUAUUCAGUUAAUACCUUGUAUUCCAGGAGUGAAUAUAAUACUGCUGAGAGAAGUCAGAACUAAAGUUUUUUCAUGGAUUAUUUAUGAGCUUUAAUUUAAGAAUGACUUUUUCUAAUUAGACAAAAAGAAGAAGAAUUUGAUUUUGAAAACCAAGUAAUCAAGACUAAUCAAGUGGCCUAGCUUCUGUUUCCUUGAUUAGCGCGUGAGUGUGAUAUCUUAUAGUCAACAUGGGAUCAGGACUUCUGAGACCACAGGCUGUUAUAGUCACGGUGGAAGUGUGUGCUGUCAGCACUGGCUCCUAUUCCCUUCACUCUAAUUUCAGUGUUCCUCAUGGGCAUGUGUGUCUCUGCAGAUGAAAAUUGUUCCUCACUGGCAAUAUUCGCUCCAUUUUAAUGUUGGGUCCUCUAAGGAGUGGCAUUUCUUCUAGUUUUACUUUUUUAAUUCAUUGUAUGAAUGUUCUUGGUUCCCAUUUUGACCAUUGCAUAUUUUGGGAAACUUUCUUUAGAAGUACAUUUUUUGCAUUGUUCAUAUGCUUCCCAGAGAAGCUCAUUUCAAUAGAAAAGGCAAAUUUUAAAGCCUGCUGCUAAUCACAAACUCAUGGUAGGUUUGCUUGUCUUUAAUAAUUCAGUAUGAAGGACUCUUAAUUCCAAGUGAAAAAGUCAUUUACAGGUUAGAGAUACAGGCAGCCCAUUUUAUAUUUGCGUACCCUUUUAUUUCCAAAGUAAAAUUAACUCAUUUUCUUUGAAACAACUUCAUUCCCAUAUGCUUUUCAUGUUAUCUUGGCUUUCUUAUACAAGUUGAAGAUGUCAGUAGGAAUUGGAUUGUUCUAAGGCCUUUUCAUAAACUGAGCCUCUUUUUCAUUAUUUUAUCAGAGCUGGAACUAGAUCGACUUGACACCUGCAUUCUGGACCUUUAAACCUGCCUUUAUUCCUAAGAUUAGAUCAUCUUGAGAGAGUUUAAAUUAAAAUUUUCUCCAUUUCCUCAUUACUUGAAAGAAGGUGUUCUAUAAGCUAAUAUUUGUGAGGCCUGAAACUAUUUCAAAGCCAACUUUGCUGCCUUAUUGUGCAAAGAGUCUAGGUAGGUGCUUUUAACUAGAGUGUUGACUUUUUAAGAACAGAACAACUAAACAGUGUUAUUAAUAUUGAGGCUACAAAAUUGGGGCUGGGGUAAUGUUCGAUAGUAGAGGGCUUGACCACUGUGUGGGAGGAAGACCCUUGCUCAAGCAUUAGCACUGAGAAGACAAUACUGCAAAACUGACAGUAGAGAUGAGGGUAGUAAUAGGUCAUUUCCGUGCACUUUCCUUUACAGCUAGGGAAAGGGAAAGAACACUGAGAAGAAGAGGGAGAGCUGAGGUCAUAGUAGCAAGCUCCAAUUUUACGUUUUGGUAACCCUCUCCAUACCUUUUCUUUUAGUUCUAUAGGAAGUUGAUUGUCCAGAAAGUUUUGUGUCUGAGACAUUUUAUGCUCUUAUUUUUAAAUAUUAUGUGUUGUGGUACAAUCAAAUUGUUCACAUUACCAAAGCAAUGUCUCCUUGGAAUUUAAUCUACAACUCGUGGCACCCAAUCCAAUCCUUCUUACCCGUCUAAAUCAAAAAUAUGUUCACAUCUUGCUAUGUGGCCAUAUUUGUAGAAUGCUGAACCCAAUGUGCUGGUUGUACUGUAUGCACUUUUACGAAGAAGUGAAACUAAUUUGUUGUACUUUUUAUUCAAUUCUGUAUAGAUUAUAAAACUAUUUUUAUUAAAUAAAUAUUUUACAGUAUA
Phodopus roborovskii (desert hamster) is the source of this 3455-nucleotide messenger RNA. RefSeq names its product solute carrier family 19 member 2 (gene Slc19a2). The transcript has 6 exons. Gene Ontology annotation, biological process: transmembrane transport; vitamin transport. Gene Ontology annotation, molecular function: vitamin transmembrane transporter activity. The coding region runs from base 80 to 1573 and encodes 497 amino acids. Gene Ontology annotation, cellular component: plasma membrane. The record is from RefSeq and is a predicted model, not a curated record. NCBI's taxonomy places the organism in Eukaryota, Metazoa, Chordata, Mammalia, Rodentia, Cricetidae.